This is a messenger RNA of Neohortaea acidophila, 1280 nucleotides long. RefSeq names its product phytanoyl-CoA dioxygenase. The coding region runs from base 290 to 1171 and encodes 293 amino acids. The transcript has a single exon. The record is from RefSeq and is a predicted model, not a curated record. Lineage: Eukaryota; Fungi; Ascomycota; Dothideomycetes; Mycosphaerellales; Teratosphaeriaceae.
UCCCACACUCCCUUGCAACAAUGCAGCGCACACGAUGCGACACUAUCCUCCUGGCGGGGUAGUACCAGCAUCAAUCUACGCCCUGGACUGCCGGACAGGCGUCGACUUGGCUGUGAUCACACGGUUACAUCUCGAUUGUGGAGCACGCUGUUGAUCUCUCGACCAUCCGGCAUGCUACAACACCAGUAUACAUAACUCCUCAAAAUGGCGGCGCAGGCCCGAUAUUGAACUCUCCGGUAAUCAGGUAGUCAGUCGUUGCUACGCUCUUGCUCCUCUCCGCCAUCCCUCCAUGCCGUCAUCUCCUCCCUCUGCGGACGCUCUCCGAGCAGCCCUCGACCGCGAUGGCUUCGUCUGUAUCCCACAUGCCUUCUCUGGCCCCGAGCUAGAAAAAUUUCAAGCAGCAGCCCGAGCAGCCACUGAACAGGCUCGUGCCGGUAACUGGCCUUACAUCCGCACCUUGCCCAAGCAGUUUCCCCCAUGGAGCCACGAUGUGAGCAAUGGCAUAUGGGGCGUGCAACAUCUCCUCCAUCCAGACAUGCCGGAGCGCAAGACGUUCGCCGAGUCGUACUUCCACCCCACCAUGCUGGAUACCAUCACUGGCCUGCUUUCGUGCGAACGAGAUGACCUAGUCCUGGAGCUGUACAACAUGCUGAUCCGCCCCGACAAAGACUUCGCCCUCCGCUGGCACCGCGAUGAUAUUCCCCCAGACGUGCCAGCUGCGGGGGAAGAAGCGAGGCUCCGAGAGCCUAUGCUACACGCGCAGUGGAACCUUGCCCUCUUUGACGAUGCCUCCCUCGUCGUCGUCCCGGGCUCUCACAAGCGCGCCAGGACAGACAUGGAACGCAAUGCCGACCCUUUCGAGGACGACAUGCCCGGGCAGAAGAUUGUCAAGAUGAGCGCCGGGGAUGUGCUGUUCUACAACAACAACAUCCUCCAUCGUGGAGUGUACGAUUCGCAGGCAGAACGGAUGACGCUACAUGGGACAAUGGGCAUCUCCGGCGCGGACACGGCGCGCGCGAGGAACAUCCUGCAGCACGGCAUCGGCUCGUGGGCCGCAAGCGCAACCUUUACUGAUCUGCCUGGCGACAUGGCUGCCGUCGCCGUGGGCAUGCAAAAUCGACUGAUGGCCAUGGGCAGCGGAGCGGAUCUUGAGUAUUCGCAGGCGGACUAGGGAUUCAAACCCGGGGCCGAUGCUGCGUGCCUAGCGAACCGCUCUGCUCACCGCCAUGGUAUCAUGCACAGGGGCGCAUGGUGGACGUCUGUUAGUGAAGAAGCAUUAA